Exophiala oligosperma is the source of this 847-nucleotide messenger RNA. RefSeq names its product 60S ribosomal protein L23-A. Gene Ontology annotation, biological process: translation. Bases 49 to 471 code for a protein of 140 amino acids. Gene Ontology annotation, cellular component: ribosome; cytosolic large ribosomal subunit. Gene Ontology annotation, molecular function: large ribosomal subunit rRNA binding; structural constituent of ribosome. The transcript is spliced from 4 exons. NCBI's taxonomy places the organism in Eukaryota, Fungi, Ascomycota, Eurotiomycetes, Chaetothyriales, Herpotrichiellaceae. The record is from RefSeq and is a predicted model, not a curated record.
CUUUGCACCUUGAAAGGAAUUAAAUUGUUGUAAUCACAGUCCGUCAAUAUGUCUAAACGAGGUCGCGGUGGUGCCUCUGGCAACAAGCUCAAGAUGACUCUCGGUCUCCCAGUGGGAGCCGUCAUGUCAUGCGCUGACAACUCCGGUGCCCGAAACCUCUACAUCAUCUCCGUCAAAGGAAUUGGUGCACGAUUGAACAGACUGCCUGCCGCAGGUGUGGGUGAUAUGGUCAUGGCUACCGUCAAGAAGGGAAAGCCUGAACUCAGAAAGAAAGUCAUGCCAGCAGUGGUUGUGCGACAAUCGAAGCCAUGGAGACGAGCGGACGGUAUCUACCUCUACUUCGAAGAUAACGCCGGUGUCAUCGUCAACCCCAAGGGCGAAAUGAAGGGCAGCGCUAUCACUGGUCCCGUCGGAAAGGAGGCAGCUGAGCUGUGGCCCAGAAUAGCCAGCAACAGUGGUGUCGUGAUGUGAGCAGGUGCAAAAUGCGGAGUUUGGGGCACUUUGAAAAAGAAAAAAAAGCUGUAUCGGUGGACAGAUGCAGAAUGCACAUGCUUCCUCGGUCAGAGCCGGAACUACGAAGCACGCAUAGAAGAACGAUACCAUGAACAGAUCGAUCAAUUUUCGCCAUUGGAAUUGGACUCGAGCCUUAGCAUUUCGGUUUCCACAGCCGAGUGCGGGCAACAGAAGUGUCCUACUGCUGAAUGCGAUUUCACUAUCGAUCUAUUUAGCGUUGCUCUUGAGACACCGAACAUGCUACAUUCGUGGUCUUUUGGCAUCGCUGCCUAUCUCGUAUACGAUUACCCAGUUUCGAACCCAACAAAGUAUGAGAUGGCUCCUUCCAGCUUGA